AUGGUUGGGUUCAACAGAGUGUGGAUCUCUACUCCCGGCGUCCCGCCGGUCACCGGAAAGCGAAGAUUUGCCAUGCCAAGGCAGACAGACAGCAUGGGCCCAUUGACGUCCGAGCCAUCGCCCAAGGAGAGCCCCCGGCGCAGAAGACCUUUCCGGCUGCCCUAUGCCACAGCGCACCUCUACUCGAGUACAGAUAUUUUUAUAUUGUCUCUCAGGCGAUCCCGGGCCCUAGCAUCUUCCGAGGUGCCUGCCGGGACUUGGACCGGGGUGCGAACAACCCCUGAGAGUCUUAGAUCUCGAUUGAUUCUCAUUUGCAGGCCUUAUCCGAGCCCGACGCCCUCCUCGGGGUAGGUUACAUUUAAUUUGAGAGUGCGGAAGCGAUGGUCGGCACACAUAAGGAAGUUUUGCUCUAAACCAAUCUCUCCUAGCACUGUCCAGUAUUCGGGACCUGUUAUCUCCGAGACGCAUGUGAUCUCAUUUCACUCGACUGAACUAUUCAAAUUUUCUUGGACUGACGUCUCUGUCACAAGGCUCAACUCAAAGGAUAGAGUCGCAAACGGAGCCCUCGAAAUUGGUUGCAUACGUAAGCGAAAGUUUUACCAGAGCGGCCUCACAAACGGCAGGCUUUAG
Molecule: messenger RNA, 630 nt
Organism: Tuber aestivum (summer truffle)
Lineage: Eukaryota; Fungi; Ascomycota; Pezizomycetes; Pezizales; Tuberaceae
Source: the annotation of a GenBank genome assembly